Messenger RNA from Cannabis sativa, 1651 nucleotides. RefSeq names its product peptide chain release factor 1, mitochondrial-like. The record is from RefSeq and is a predicted model, not a curated record. Gene Ontology annotation, molecular function: translation release factor activity, codon specific. Bases 81 to 1328 code for a protein of 415 amino acids. Lineage: Eukaryota; Viridiplantae; Streptophyta; Magnoliopsida; Rosales; Cannabaceae. The transcript has 10 exons. Gene Ontology annotation, biological process: translational termination.
GAGAGAGAAAAAUAAAUAAAUUGUUUGGUGUUCUGCGAUUGUGAGUCGGCUCGUCAGUGGCGACUCACGAGGUUGAAAGAAUGAGAAGGAAUCAUCAACUUCUGCUUCAGCUCAAAUGCCUGCGCUUCCGCAACGGGAGCUUCUCUACCACUGUCAAGAGAACACCGGCAGUAUCAAUGGCUACACUUAAUUAUUCAUCAUCAACCGAAUCCCAAGCUGAGGCUCACAUAUCGCCCAAUCUAAUUAGGAUCAUGGAACAGAGGUUUUCGGCCAUUGAAUACCGAACUGCUUUUCUUCAAAAGGCUGUGAACCAGCCAGAAGCUUCCCCAGCUGAGUUUGCUAGAGCUAAUAAGGAGCUUCGCAAGCUCAGACCUUGUAUGGACCUCAUUUCUCACUUAAGGUCCAAGCAGAAGGAGAUUUGUAGUUUGAGGUCACUCAUUUCUGAAUCUUCUGAUGAUAAAGAAAUGCUUACUAUGGCCAAUGAUGAACUGAAUCAGGCCUUGGAAGAAGAGAAAACACUUCACAAUUUAUUGUUGAAGUUACUCCUUCCUAAAGAUGAUGCUGAUGAGAGGGACUGCAUUUUGGAGGUCAGAGCAGGCACUGGUGGGGACGAGGCCUCUUUGUUUGCCAUGGACAUUUUCAGAAUGUACGAGAGAUUCUCGCAGAAGAAAGGUUGGAAGUUUGAAGUGGUAGAUGUUACAGAAUCAGAUCUUAAAGGUUAUAAGGAAGCUAGUGCGGCUAUCUCAGGGGCUGAUGUCUAUGGGAAACUUAAAUUUGAGAGUGGAAUUCACAGGGUACAGCGAGUUCCUGUAACCGAGAAGUCUGGACGUGUUCACACAAGUGCUGUUUCUGUUGCUAUACUACCUCAGGCUGAUGAAGUAGAUGUGCAGCUGAAGAAUGAAGAUUUGAAAAUUGAUACAUACAGGUCUGGUGGUGCAGGUGGACAGCACGCUAAUACCACUAACAGUGCUGUUAGGAUAACUCAUAUUCCAUCCGGGUUGACAGUGAACAUACAAGAUGAACGGUCCCAACACAUGAACAAGGCCAAGGCUCUCAAGGUUCUAUGUGCGAAGCUAUAUGAAAUAGAGAGGUCUAGAGUUCAUAGCAAUAGGUCAAAACUUCGGUCAGAACAGAUUGGUACUGGGGACAGAUCCGAACGAAUCCGAACAUACAACUUUCCUCAAGGGCGAGUCACUGAUCACCGUGUCAGCAUAACUUGUCAUGCAAUAGAUGAUGUAAUGCAGGGGGAUGAUCUGGAUAUCUUUAUUGAUGCUCUACUAUUGCAGCAGGAAAUGGAUGCAAUUGCCCAUUUCAGCUCUUCCCAGUGAAGCUAUUAUACCCAGGUUGCCCGCUAAGAGUAGUUAAUACACAUCUACUAAGUUUAUCGAUCUUUGGCAUCAUAAUUUGUAUGAUAUACUCAUUGGUACAUUUUUUUAUUAUCUUCUCUAAAGGUAAGUGGCCGCAUCAUUAUACAUGUUGUGGAAGAGAGACUACGUUCUACAUGGUGUAUGGACAGGUGUAGUAGCGUUUUACCCAAUUUUGUUUGCUGAAUAAUAAUGAUCCAUUACUGUUGGCUUUCAUUGAAAUUUAGGUCCUAUUCUUGUAGCUUCUUUGCUUGAUGCUAAACUUACCUUUAUUAAGAAUAUCGGUC